AUGUCCAAAUCUAAGACUAAUCAAAGACUUGGCAGAGGCCCUCCUAAGCUUUCUAACGAUUUUGGCAUAAAGUUUCUAUAAAAAAUAAAUAUGGUGUCUCAGCCCGGGCAUUGCCGGAAGGCAAUGCAGCAAAGAAGGUAUAUUUAUUUAUAUCCGGCAAGGAUUUGUCAACACAGAAAUGGACAGCCACGCUAGGCUGCAAUUUGGGUAAUGCUCAGAGCUAGUAAGUCCGCUUUUAGGGAAGAGGAGGGUUCAGAUUUAGGAUGAGAAGCCUAGCAUCAUCUGCAGGCAAUGCCUAGAUAAAUUGGCAAAACUUCUUAGCGUGGAACUGAGAGUUACGCCUCAGGCUAAGAAUUUUUCUCCUUUUUGCCGAGAGUCAACCAGAAAUUCCAUUUUUUUUACUUAGACCUUUGUUCAACCCAAGCAGCAAGCCGCAGAAGUUUAUAGCCUUUCCACUCAAAACUGGAAUCGACAGGUUAAGGAGGAGACGGAGACACAGAGCUACACUUCAGAUGACCAUCACAACAUGGGUGGUGUCAGGGCCUUGAUUACUCAGAAUCAUCAUCUCAUUCGAGCAAGUUCUCUCUGACGACGUCUCAAAGAAGGUUAAUCACCUCAAGGAUCCUUGAUGACUUCGCUGCCAAUACACAAGCCAGCCAACCUGCAUAAAUUUAAGUUUCAGGCAUAAAGCUGCUUGAAAAAGAGCUGGAACUCGAAAAAAACUGAAGUAUAGAAAUAAUAAAUGAACUCGUGCUGAUGUAUACAGAAAUUAUUGAAUAUUAUGAAUAUAAUAAAGAUCCGCGAUACUUGGAUUUCCAAGACCGCAUGCAUAAAAUGCUUGUCAAGCCUCAAGCAAUCAGCACGAUGAGGGAGGAAAACUUGUCUCCAAUCAGAAACCGGCGAGAAUCCAUAAAAUCACCAUCUCCUCAAAAAGAGAGAAAAGAUGAGGGAGAAGGCAAAAAAGAGGUAAACUCAGUACAUAAAACACCAGUUCAGUAUGUAAUACCAGAAGUUGAAAAUUCAGGGUCUGAAGGAGAAAAUGAGGGAGAAAACUUAAAAAAUCAGCCAGAAGAAGAAAUUGAAAUAAAAAUUGUCCCUGAUAGCACAAUAAGAAGAAAUUCUCAGAGGAGGCAUACUUUUUCAACACCUCAGCCAAAGCGGCCUGAGCAUAAGUUAGAAGAUAGCAUAGAGCAGCGUAAAAAAGAAUCAGAAAGGAACAAAUCACUUUUGUCAGCUCAGCUUAACCAAGCUCUUGCAGAGCCUUCUUAUAAAUUUUCCAAAAAUUUGGAAAGAAUUAUCCAUCUUCAUCAAACCAAUUCCAAGGUAAUUACCCAGAAAUGUGCCUCAGAUUUUAAAUUUCAGGACUCAGAUCUACAACGAAGGCUUGAUUCUAGAAAAAAAGCAAUGAUAGACCGAUCUACUGGGGAUACCAGCGUUUUUGAUUCCCCGCUCAACAAAUCGUGUAUUGAUAUUCUUCCUAGUGAAAUAGAAUACUCCCCUCCAGAAAUCCAUUUAUUUGGCGAUACUAUGGAUGAAGUAAAUUUGUCAUUUGGUCCAAGCCUAGAUGAAUCUAAACAUAUAGAGAACAUUGAAAAUCAAUUAGGAAAAAAAAUUAUUAAAAAAUUAUUAUAAAAAAAUAUAGAAAAAUUAUAUGAAAUAUAUUAUGAAUCACAAUUAGAAGAAGAUUUAAUGGAAGCGUCUUUUUCAGAAAAAGCUUCAAAAAUCAGUGAAAUAAAACUGAAUUAUGAAGUGCAAAUAAAAGAGCUGGAAGGACAAGGAGGGUUUAUGAACUUAAUAAUUGAUCAAAUGAAGGAAAACAUGAAGCAGGAGAUACAAGACGUGUCUAAGGAAUUGGACACUCGACGAAAAGAAAAAAUCAAUUUAUUAAAGAGGAGCUUUAUGAUGUAG
Messenger RNA from Blepharisma stoltei, 1908 nucleotides. NCBI's taxonomy places the organism in Eukaryota, Ciliophora, Heterotrichea, Heterotrichida, Blepharismidae. The record is from the annotation of a GenBank genome assembly.